Messenger RNA from Effrenium voratum, 393 nucleotides. Lineage: Eukaryota; Dinophyceae; Suessiales; Symbiodiniaceae. The record is from the annotation of a GenBank genome assembly.
AUGCUCUCCAUCAUCCCUCCGCAAACCCUUGGCGAAUGGCUGGCCUGGUCCUCGGCCCUGAUCACGAUCGUCUUCGGACUGAUCUGUUUCUUUGCGCCGCGCACGACCUACCGCAUCCUGCGCCUUGAGACCCGUCCGGACGUGCCCGAGGCCGUUUCAGAAAGCCGGGCGACGAUGGCCGGCUUUUAUCUGGGCGCCGGCAUUCUGGCGAUUUUGUUCCAGCAGCCCUUCGUCUGGAUGGUGUUGGGUGCCGGCUGGGCAUUCACGGCGCUGGGGCGGCUGGUUUCGAUCGUUGUCGACCGCGGCAACACCAGCUUCAACUGGGGCUCGCUCGUCUUCGAGGCUGCGUUGGCGACCGCGCCGCUUGCCUUUGCACUAGGCUACAUUCGAUAG